GUGAACGACGCAGAAAGCACGGGGGCGGGGGGGGUCACCCCCCCCCUUUCUCACUGCAGCAGGAUGGCCACCCUCAUCGGCCUCUCCAUCAAAGUGAAACUGCUCCGGUCCCUGCCCGAGAGGUUCAAGCUGGAUGUUCAUAUCACGCCAGGGACACAUGCCUCUGAGCAUGCAGUUAAUAAACAGCUGGCUGAUAAAGAACGUGUAGCAGCUGCUUUGGAAAACUCUCACUUACUGGAAGUGGUGAAUCAGUGUUUGUCUGCUCGAUCAUAA
Eurypyga helias (sunbittern) is the source of this 273-nucleotide messenger RNA. RefSeq names its product family with sequence similarity 96, member B (gene CIAO2B). Gene Ontology annotation, biological process: iron-sulfur cluster assembly. The record is from RefSeq and is a predicted model, not a curated record. Gene Ontology annotation, cellular component: cytosolic [4Fe-4S] assembly targeting complex. NCBI's taxonomy places the organism in Eukaryota, Metazoa, Chordata, Aves, Eurypygiformes, Eurypygidae.